AUGCGAAACUCUCCGUAUCACGCGAUAGCAAAGUGGCUAGCAGAGAAACUCAAGCCUGUACAGCGUCAGCUAGCACCACGCAGCUACCGAGAUACCUUUGAAUUCAUUGACGACAUCAAAGACCUUAACGUCAACGGCAUGGUGAUGUUCUCGCUAGACGUCUCAUCACUUUUUACUAACGUUCCGGUCACCGAGACAGUUGGCUACCUCUGUGAUUUUCUAUCUACCAGCCAGCAGGAAAUAGGGAUUCCGGUGAAUACACUCAAGGAACUAUUACUAAGAUGCACAUUAAAUGUGCAGUUCCUGUUCGACAACCAACUCUAUAGACAAGUAGACGGCGUUGCUAUGGGCUCACCCCUUGGACCUCUCCUAGCCGAUGUUUUCAUGGGAAAAUUGGAGAGAUUCCAACUAAGCGAACAGAUCGAUAAGCUUAAACAUUACGGUCGCUAUGUUGACGAUAUCUUUGCCAUUGCCACUGCAGAAACCGAUGUGGCAACCCUCUUAGAUGCGGCAAAUCAGGCACAUCCGUCGAUCAAAUUCACGCUGGAGAUGGAAACGGCCGGUUCGCUCCCUUUCUUAGAUGUUCUUCUAAGCAGGAGACCUGACGGGAGUGUCCGAAGCAGCGUCUAUCGGAAGAAAACCUGGUCUGGACAAUACACGAACUUCGCCAGUUUCGUGCCCCUCCAACAAAAACGAAAUCUAGUCCGAUGUUUGGCACAAAGGGCUAGAAAAAUUUGCUCAACAGAUGGCAUCGAGGAGGAGCUCAGAAAAAUCCAGGACUUCCUUCGCGAAAACGGAUAUCCUGAAAGGUUUAUUGAAAAGAAUAUUGCUGAACGACCGAUCAAACCCGCCACACCGACCGCCGAAAAGAAGACUUUGUUCCUCAAGGUCCCUUUCCAAGGGGACGCCGCGAGUGAACUCCUAAGGAGACGCCUUGAUCAAGCUGUCUCGCGAACCUUCCCAGCAGCAAGGGUUCAAAUAGCAUUCUCCACUAACCCGAUUUUACGUGGAGAAGGGAAGGAUAAGUUGCCACCGCAGACCACCUCAAUGUGCAUAUAUUCCUUCACUUGCUCCUGUGGAGCAGGUUAUAUUGGUCGCACGAGUAGGCGCUUAUCCAAGAGAAUACGCGAACACCUUCCCGCAUGGCUGGCAAAAGGUGAAACUAGGAGAAUAGACAGCGCCAUUCUCGCGCAUGUUGUCGAUUCCGGACAUCGCGUGGACCCCAACGAAGCUUUUCGUGUAAUUUAUAAGGUCCCAUCGAGCUACCCUAAGCUACUAGGCCAGCGCCUGUUAGCGACAGCGGAAGCAGCCGCCAUUAGUCUACGAAAGCCAAUCUUAUGCGCGCAGAAGAACCACGUUCAGGCUCCGCGCCUACAGUGGUCGAAGGUCGACUAA
Molecule: messenger RNA, 1395 nt
Organism: Spirometra erinaceieuropaei
Lineage: Eukaryota; Metazoa; Platyhelminthes; Cestoda; Diphyllobothriidea; Diphyllobothriidae
Source: the annotation of a GenBank genome assembly